AUGCAACCACAAGAGCAAAUUAGCUGGAAUUUCGAUAUCUGGAACGGAAAUUUCUCCCCAAAGAUGAAGGUCUUCAUGUGGAAGAUAGUCCAAAAAGCUCUACCACUUGGAGACAACCUCCUAAGUAGAGGAAUCCCGGACAACGCCUGCUGCGUACAGUGUGGAGAGCUUGAAACUGCUGAGCAUCUAUUCCUUCACUGCCCAUUCGCCCAAAGAGUUUGGGAACUUCUCCCUCUCAAAACUCAUAUAAUCCCCUCCCUGCUGACCAGUUUCACAAACACCCUCGCGACCUCAAAAGCCAUGAUCUGCCUCCCACCCACAGGAAUUAGCCAAGGACCCAUCUUCCCGUGGCUUAUCUGGUCCAUUUGGACAGUCCGAAACUACCUAAUCUUUGAAGAAAGAACCUUCGCACCCGAAUCCACUAUUCUAAAAGCCCUAACCGAAGCAAGAGAUUGGCAAAAUGCCCAAUACGCCAUCGAACCCACCAAACCCCGGCUACGAAAGCAAAAGCCACAUGCAAUCGGAGAAUACGAUGUGACGUGCAAUCGGAGAAUACGAUGUGACGUGCUUCACAGACGGUGCUUGGAGUAUCGAUUCCGGGAUCGCCAGAUCAGGAUGGAUCUUCCUCGACAGCUCCGGCACAGAGAUAGGAGAAGGACAAUCAGCCGAAAGAUAUGUAUCGUCCUCCCUCAUGGCAGAAGCAAUCUCGAUCAGAUCUGCUCUCAACAAUGCACUCGAGAAAGGAUUCACCCAUCUGACUCUCAAAUCCGACGCUCAGGACCUCGUCCUAGCCCUAACACUACAGGAGCCUGUCAAAGAGAUCUACGGUCUUCUUUUCGACAUUAA
Microthlaspi erraticum is the source of this 846-nucleotide messenger RNA. The record is from the annotation of a GenBank genome assembly. Lineage: Eukaryota; Viridiplantae; Streptophyta; Magnoliopsida; Brassicales; Brassicaceae.